GGAGAGCGCGCGAGCGGCAGUCCUCAUCCCGCGCCACCGCCCGCGCCCGCGCCCGCGCCCGCUCCGCGCGCCGCGCCGCUGCUGACCCCGGUAUAUAGCGCCGCCGCCGCCGGCACUCGCACGCAGUCACGAACCCGCGAUCUUCCGUGCACUCGCGAGACACGCGCUCACCGACCACUACAGAUACUACACUUACAUUUAACAGUGAAAGCGGUUUAUCAGUGACAAUGGAAGACUGGGGAUACACCUGUGAAAACGGUCCAGCGACAUGGAUAGAGAAGUUUCCAGAGGCGCGCGGUGCCCGCCAGAGCCCCGUGGACAUCGUGACGUCACGAUGCAGCAGCAGCGGCUGCGCAGGCCCUCUCUGCUGGCGCUACUCCGUCAACCACACGCGCUCCGUCGUCAACCCCGGCUAUUGCUGGCGUGUCGAUGAAAAUGGAUACGAUUCUGAACUGCGCGGAGGUCCCUUGGGUUCGGACGUGUACAAACUGCAGCAGUGGCACUGCCACUGGGGCGCGGUGAACGGCGAGGGCUCCGAGCACACGGUGGACGGACGCUCCUUCUCCGGCGAGCUGCAUCUGGUGCACUGGAACACCAGCAAGUACAACAGCUUCGCCGAAGCCGCGGGGCAGACUGACGGCCUGGCUGUAUUGGGAGUUUUGCUGAUGGUUGGCUCAAAACACGAGGAACUAGACAAAGUAGUCCGGCUAUUGCCGUACAUCCAGCACAAGGGCGAAGUGACGAUGUCGGAGCCGCUCGACCCGGCCAGGCUGCUGCCCGCGCGCACGGCCUACUGGACCUACCCCGGCUCGCUCACCACGCCGCCCUGCACCGAGUCCGUCACCUGGAUACUCUUCAAGGACCCCGUGCAGGUGUCCGCUGAGCAGUUGGCCCUGAUGCGCAAGCUGCGUUGCGGCGAGGCGUCGUGCGGCGAGGAGGCCAUGGAGCUGCUGCACAACUACCGGCCGACGCUGCCGCUCGGCAACCGCGAGCUGCGCGACUACGGCGGCAACUAACGGCCACCACCAGGCCCUGCGCAUACCAUGCAUAUGCGACCCACGUGUCAACAAGGCCCGCGCCCCUAGGUACAACCAAAUGGUCAGCAACAUUAGUAGCGCUAUACACACUUUACAUUCGUCUGGUUUUGUUGCUGAUUAAAUCUCAGGCUGCAGCCGUUUUAGGUUGUGUGUGUGUACCUAUUCCAAAAGUUUGAAAAUAAUUAUAGUUCUGCACAGAACGACCAAUGUGCCUGCAUUUUUACUUAUUACGUGAGUGCACAGUUCAAUGGAAUCCUAGGUAUUUUGAUAAGGUAAUUCAAUUGUGCCUCUAAUCAGUACAUACGAUAAAUGUAGAGAAUAUAAAAUAAUGAAUUUUUAAUAAGUAGUUGUAUAGUUUUACUUAUUACCAAAUGUAAGUAAUAUUACUUUUAUGAUAAAACUAAUGUUACAUUGACCUAAUACGUAUGUGAAUAAUAAUGUUAUUUUAUUAAUGAAAUCGAAUAUAAUAUUCAUUUAUCAGUUUUUCAGACCAAAAAUACAUUUAAUUUUAAAUUAAAUUAACCCGUUAUCGUGUCUAUGCGUACCUACAAUGCUGAUUAUGAUUAUUAACUUACUGUUAUGAUUUUAUUUUACUGUUAAAACGGACAAACUCAUUCAGUACGAGUAUGAUAGUUUCGAGAAUGACGCCAUAAAGGUCCUUCUAAAGUGGCCUAGCUUGAUUUUAUUUAGAUCUCGGUCUAGUAGUUACGUAUUAUCUAUAAUAGGGUGGUUUAUAUUCACAGCCCAUAGUAUUUUAUAAUAAACCUACACAUCUUCCAUUAGUUCAUUUAGUACAUUCAAAGCAUAAUAAUUUAUCUAACCUUCAUACCCUACUAAUAAUGGUCCUAGCUAAAUUUUUCUAAAGAAUCGAUUAAUCAGACUAAGUAAGUGCUAGAAAAAUGGCCACAAUAUUUCGGCAACUAAGUACCUACUUAGGUAGUGACAACGUAAAAGGUUAAUUAAAUUCCUCCUUUCUUACUUUUCUUUCGAAGCUUUCUGAUUUUUCUGUUCUUCAUUCUUAUUUUUGAUCUGUAUUUACACUUAGAUCUGUGUACGCAUACAUAUACAUAUUAUAAGCAUUUAAUUUACAAACGCCUAUUGAUAGGUAGCUGUUAUACAGAUGUAUACUAAUAAUAAACCAACAUCGGCUUUCCGUUUCUAAUAGCUAAAAUAUUUAUUAGAAUUUACAUGCAUAAUUAAAUGCAAGUACCUUGUGCCUCGAA
Ostrinia furnacalis (Asian corn borer) is the source of this 2260-nucleotide messenger RNA. Its product is annotated as carbonic anhydrase 1. Gene Ontology annotation, cellular component: cytoplasm. NCBI's taxonomy places the organism in Eukaryota, Metazoa, Arthropoda, Insecta, Lepidoptera, Crambidae. Gene Ontology annotation, molecular function: carbonate dehydratase activity; zinc ion binding. The record is from RefSeq and is a predicted model, not a curated record.